This is a messenger RNA of Pantherophis guttatus, 5480 nucleotides long. It is a transcript of the gene ABCD1, whose product is annotated as ATP binding cassette subfamily D member 1. Gene Ontology annotation, cellular component: peroxisomal membrane. The record is from RefSeq and is a predicted model, not a curated record. NCBI's taxonomy places the organism in Eukaryota, Metazoa, Chordata, Lepidosauria, Squamata, Colubridae. Gene Ontology annotation, biological process: peroxisome organization; fatty acid beta-oxidation; long-chain fatty acid import into peroxisome. Gene Ontology annotation, molecular function: long-chain fatty acid transmembrane transporter activity; ATP hydrolysis activity; ABC-type transporter activity.
UCCGAGGGUUGGGCGUUGUGGAUUGAGAGCCGACUCCCGGCUUGAGAGUCAGCCCCGCUACAGUUGGCCGGAGGAAGCUGCCUUCUUGCUGGGAGAGGAAAAGCAAAAGCCCGAAGCGGAGGCACUGCCUCCCACCCUUUGGGAUUAUGCCCUUCACCACAGCCAAAGUAGCCACACGGCUGAGCCAAGGAAUCACCGCCAAAAGAGCAGCCGUGGCACUGUUGUUGGCAGCAUAUGGGGCUAGGAAGUUGUACCCCAUCCUGCGGAGACAGUGGGCUGCCUCAGUCCUCCAGGUGAAUGCAGAGACCACCAGCCCCAGAGAGUCAACAGCAAAGUGGAAGGAACUGGAGGUGGACGCUGCAUCACCACCUGGUGUCAACAAGGUGUUUUUCCUCCGUCUCCUCCGACUUCUGAGGUUGCUGUUCCCGGGGCCACUGUGCCGGCAGACAGGACUCUUGGCCUUGCAUUCAGCUGCCCUUGCUAGCCGCACCUUCCUCUCGGUUUACGUGGCCCAGUUGGAUGGACGCUUGGCCCGCUGCAUUGUCCGUAAGAACCCACGGGACUUUACGUGGCAGCUUCUUCAGUGGCUCCUCAUUGCCCUGCCAGCCACUUUUGUCAACAGUGCCAUUCGGUACCUGGAAGGACAACUGAGCCUGGCCUUCCGUGGACGCUUAGUGGACCAUGCCUAUCGGCUCUACUUUGAGGGUCAGACCUACUACCGGGUCAGCAACAUGGAUGGACGGUUGCGUAACCCGGACCAGUCGCUCACCGAAGAUUUGGUGGCCUUCGCUAAUUCCGUGGCCCAUCUCUACUCAAACUUGACCAAGCCUGUCCUUGAUCUCAUCGUGACUUCCUAUACCUUGGUCAGUUCAGCUAGAUCAAAGGGGGCCGACACAGCCUGGCCUUCAUUUAUUGCAGGUUUGGUAGUCUGCAUCACUGCCAAGGUGCUACGUGCCUGUUCACCAAAGUUUGGCCAACUGGUAGCUGAAGAAGCACGCCGGAAAGGAGAGCUGCGCUACAUGCAUUCUCGUGUGGUGGCCAAUUCGGAAGAGAUUGCCUUCUAUGGCGGGCAUAAGGUGGAGCUUUCCCUUCUGCGGCAUUGUUAUCAUCAGCUGGCCUCUCAAAUCAAUGUGCUGCUUCUGGAGAAACUCUGGUAUGUGAUGCUGGAACAGUUCCUUAUGAAGUAUGUGUGGAGUGCUGCUGGGCUGGUCAUGGUGGCUGUACCGAUCAUCACUGCUACUGGCUACUCUGAAACAGAUUCAGAGGCAGUGAAACAAGCUGCACUGGAAAUGGAAGAGCAAGAAUUGGUAAGCUUGAGGACUGAGGCUUUUACCACAGCACGGAGUCUCUUGUCUGCAGCAGCUGAUGCCACAGAGAGGGUCAUCUCUUCCUACAAAGAGGCAACUGAACUAGCAGGCUACACUGCUCGUGUGUAUGAGAUGUUCCGGGUGUUUGAGGAUGUGAAAUGCUGCAACUUCCGACGCCCCGGAGAGCUUGAUGAAGGCCAGGCUCAGGCUGGGACAGUUAUGAAACAUGGUAUGCGUGUCGAGGGCUCACUCCAGAUCCAAGGACAUGUGAUUGAUGUUGAUCAUGGGAUUGUCUGUGAAAACAUCCCCAUCAUCACUCCCACCGGGGAUGUGGUAGUCACCAGCCUCAAUAUCCGAGUAGAUGAAGGCAUGCACCUCUUGAUCACUGGACCAAAUGGCUGUGGGAAGAGUUCCCUUUUCCGCAUCUUGGGGGGGCUUUGGCCAACUUACAAUGGCACCCUCUACAAACCACCCCCUCAUCGGAUGUUUUACAUUCCACAGAGACCAUACAUGUCUGUGGGCACCCUGAGAGACCAGGUGAUUUACCCAGAUACAGCCAAGGACAUGGGACGGAAAGGACAUACCGAUUCUGACUUGGAACGGAUCUUGGAUGUCGUCAACCUCAAUUAUAUUGUACAGCGUGAAGGAGGUUGGGAAGCUUUCAGCGAUUGGAAGGAUGUACUUUCAGGUGGCGAGAAGCAGAGAAUGGGGAUGGCCCGGAUGUUCUAUCACAGGCCAAAGUACGCUCUCCUCGAUGAAUGCACCAGUGCCGUCAGUAUUGAUGUAGAAGGCAAGAUCUUCCAAGCAGCAAAGGAUGCAGGAAUAGCGUUGCUGUCCAUCACACACCGACCUUCGUUGUGGAAGUACCAUACCCACCUCCUCCAGUUUGACGGGGAGGGUGGCUGGCGGUUUGAGAAGCUGGACCCUGAAGCCCGUUUCUCCCUGCGUGAGGAGAAGCAACGCCUGGAGCAGCAGCUGGCUGGGGUCCCUGAAAUGCAGCAACGUCUCAGCGAACUCUGUCAAAUAUUGGGUGAAGAUGCACCCUCUACAGUGGGAUAGGUUGGUGAUUUUGGGUGCCUUCCAAUCUCCCUUCCCUGCUGGCUUGGUGAGAAGGAUCCUAACUGUGACACUCUCACCUCAGGAGUUGCACAAGAUGGCCAGUUUUUGUCCCAGCCACCCAAGGAGCAGUUGAGGAUACCCUGCGGGAGGGCAUUACUUAUUUCUGGCACCCAUUAAUUUAUUCUGCCUCAGUUUAGGGCUGGAGGAAGAAAGGGGUUGCCCCACACUGCCAAUAUCUCUGAAGCCAGCCCUCUCAAUCCCCACACACAUGGUGCCUCAAUACCCCUAGAUAGUACAAGUUCUUCACUAGUGGGAAUUGCACUGGUCCACUGCCAGUCUCGAGCCUCUGUACUCAUGGACUUUUUGGAGUAACUUCUCAGCUACUGCCACCUCACCAACACAGAAACUUCAGCCGAACCAAUCACAGCCUUUCUUCGCAGAAACACUGCACAUAUAGCACGAGUGAACAGAGCUUUUGCCAGCCUCUUUCUUUCUGGCCUCCACAGCAAGGCUGCAACAUUUGGCUCCACUGGCAGAUUUCUGGUACCCAAACUGCUCCUUCUUUAAACAGCCCUGGAGCAAAGCAGAAAGUUAAGAAAUUCAGUUAGGUUGAUUAUGUUCUAUGAAAUGCACAUAUUUUUCAAGCACUUACCCAUCGUCUCGUUAAGAAACUCUUUGUGAUAUAGGGCAAGUUGCCUAAGGAGGUCCCGGAUCCAUGAGGCCCAUCUUCUGAAGCUACCUUGGGAUUUUGUGUCUCUCGUUCCGAGCAUGCUCAGAUGGUACCAGGGUUCACCAUCUGGUACCCUUAUAGAUGAUUCAAACUGUGUUGCCGACAGCACAUCUUUGUAACCUCUGGGAUCUCACCACUGCAUUCGAAGGAUGCUCAGUAAACGGGAAGAAAACCACUGUUUGGGAUUUACUUUAAUGUUGUGAUCUUGUAAGGUCAGAUUUUGCAGUUUAAGACUAUCCAGCCAUUCCCAAGGGUUUGCCUGCAUGCCUUCUGAUAUGGCGAAGGCCUUCACUUUGGGGAGGAAAUGACCCUUUAUUGAGGGAGCUGUAUUUCAAUAUCACUCGCCGAUGGAACUGGGUCCGUCAAAUUGGAAUUUCCUAGAGAGACUACACCAGAAUUUCCUAGAAAUAUUUUUAUUGUAAGUACUCAUUUGAUUUAGACUUCUCCGACGUUCUCAUUUUCUGUAGACCAUGAAAGGCUACGCGGGUUCCCAAUUCAUUUAGUCCCUUGCCUGAAGCAGGAUACAUAAAGGCAUAUUUAUUUGCCAGCUAUAGAGCUUUGCCAAUCUAUUUGCAUUGGAAUAAGAUCCUAGCCUCUCUUGAUUGAGGAUAAAGCAUGUUGUAGCUCCUGUCUCAGCUACUGUGUGCAUAUUAUUUUAUCCUGCCACUUUAACUGAUAGGUUUUGUAGAGGGACUACACUAGAUAGGAAAAGAAUAAGUGGGUCCCCUUUUAUGAGACCACCUACAUUAGAUUAUUAUUCUUACUAUUAUUACAAUAUUUUUUGUCUGCUUCCCGCCCCCCCAAAAAAAACCCAAAAUCAUGAAAUGGUGAGAAUUCCUACUGUCAUGGUUUAAAGUACUAAUAUCAACUUUCUCCCUAUGAAAUAAAAAACCAACAAACUAUUAUUAAUAUUAGCGCCAAGGUCCACCCAACAAUUCCUUUUAGUAGGAACUUCAUUAAACCUGAUAUCAAUCUUAUAGACUGUCUUGGCCCACGAUUCCUUUGUUUUCCAGAAUUUCGAGCCGCUGGGAUCCCACUCAUAACAUCCUCCCGCGUAUCCACAUUUGGUUAAAUCUGCCUGUGCAGAGUAAUGAGGCGCUUUGUGGGGAUUAAAAAAAACUGGACUGGUUUAGAUUUUGCAAGCUGUUGUAUUCUUUAAAAAAUACUCCCUCACUUCUCCCUCAUAAUUAAACAAAACAAAGAACAGCACAACAAGGAAAAAAGCUUAAAGAACCUUUUCUCCCACACAUGCCCCUUGAGGAGAUGUUGGAUUUCUGUGGUUGCUCAAAAGCCCAGUUCCUAUCUCCACCAUCCAUGCCUGUAGUUUGAAGUAAUACUGCUUACUUCGUCAUAUUCAGCUGAAUGAGCAGAUGCAACCUUUUAGUUCCACCAUUCUAUUUUGUAGAAACGAGAAAGUCACAAUCCCACAGUUGCUGCUUCCUGCAGAUCAAAAGAGAAACUCUUAACAGUUCUGUGCUGCUCUCUGCCAUCUCCUUGACUCCCACAAGAACUUGUGGUAUUUGCUACCAGUGACCCUUCACUGGUUAUGACCCUAUUGAUAUAUUUUCCAGCCACAGACCCAUCAAGCCUGGCUGUCCCAAUCUCACCAGUAAAGUCCAAAACAUUUAUAGGGAGGUUUCGGUCAGCAUCAAACUACUUGUCUCGUACCCUCUAGAACAGAUCUUUAAUUCAGAUUGUACCAAGACAAAAGGGGAUGGGUUGAUUUGUGAUGUAAUGCAAUAUUGUGAUUUGUAAAAAAAAAACAUGGUUCUUGGCUUUGCGUGAAUUCAUCCAGCUAUCUUAAUCAACAAAACAUAGUUUUGAAUGAGGGUGAAGAAUGAUGUGUGAAACCUGUCAAUAUGUACGUAUAUAAGAGCAGAUUGGAUAUUGGAGGGAGGUUCCAGAUGCUGAGAAGCUUGAUGAAGGAAAUUCAUCUUCUUCUUUUUCCUCCUCUCCUUUACUGUAUUGUGUAAGUGACUAGUUUUAUAUACUGUGUGUCCGCAUUUUGUAAAGUAUUUUGAAAUAGCAUUAUCAGAUCUAUUAUGGGCCAUUUUAUGAGCCUGGUAUGUUCUAUCUACUCUUCUAGAAAACAAGCAAGCAGAAUUGUUUUAUUGCUUAUGGGGAGGGGGAGAGAACAGCAAAAGCCAAAGAGUGUGCCAUUGAGAUUGUGCAUCUGUCAAAUGUAAAAUUCUCACUGCAGCACAUAGCUAUUUCCAUUUAUUAGCUUUGAUGUCAAAAUCAUGCAAACUAUGCAACAAAGAUUUUCUUGGUAGUUUUGGACAGGCAGGACUACCCACUCUUUCUUCUGUCCUCACAGUGCCUUUUAUGCUGGCAAAGCCAGGUUUAUUCAGAUGAUGUUAAUAAAUAUGGUGAAACACAAACAA